GAUAGAUAAACAAUUCGCUGUCUUUGCACAUGGAAUAUGUCUAUUUUUUCACUUUCGCGCCGUUUGCUUAUCUCCGAAUUGCUGACUAAAAACCGUAUAAACUACUGUCAAAUUGCCACUGCACUGCGUCCCAAGAAGGCAAAGUCAACACGUAAGGAGGCACAAUAUUUUUCCGAUGCGAAAAAGGUGAGAACUGUGGGCGGCAAGGGAGGCGAUGGCUGCGUCUCGUUUCUUCAGCUGUGGUGCAAUGAGCGCGCCGGACCCGAUGGUGGAGACGGUGGCAAUGGCGGGCACAUCAUCUUCCAGGCGUCGAACGAUGUGCGUAACUUUAACCAUGUUGACAGCGUGGUGCGUGCUCCAGAAGGUGGCAUUGGCACCGCCAAGGAGUGCCAUGGCAAGAAUGCCAAGCAUACGGUGGUCAAGGUGCCCAUUGGCACAGUGGUACGCAAUUCCAAAGGUGUAAUUGUCGCCGAUCUGGGCAGCGCCAAUUUAAUGUUUGUGGCAGCACGUGGUGGAGCAGGUGGCAAGGGGAAUCGCUUCUUCACUACGGACAGGGAGACGAGUCCAAGAGUCUGCGAGUACGGGCCACCAGGCGAGGACUUUAGCUACACAUUGGAGUUACGCAGCAUGGCCGAGGUGGGAUUAAUUGGUUUCCCCAAUGCCGGCAAGAGCACCUUGUUGAAUGCCUUGACGCGAGCCAAGCCAAAGGUGGCUCCAUAUGCAUUCACCACGUUGCGACCACAUCUGGGCACAGUUCAGUACGAUGAUCAUGUGCAGCUCACCAUUGCAGAUUUACCUGGUCUAGUGCCGGAUGCACAUCGCAAUAAAGGAUUAGGUAUACAGUUUCUCAAGCACGCGGAGCGUUGCACGUUGUUGUUGUUUGUGCUGGAUGCCAGUGCGCCGGAACCUUGGAAUCAGUAUCAGCAGCUGAUGUACGAACUGGAACAGUUUGGUGGCAGCCUGGCGAGUCGUCCACAGCUAGUGGUGGCCAAUAAAAUGGAUAUGCCUGCCAGUGCCGCGAACUACGAGCAACUGCAGCUGCUGUUAGAACAACCAAAUAUAUUGGGAAUCAGUGCAAAGAUGGGACACAACUUGGCGCAACUAUUGAGCACCAUACGCGAAGUCUAUGAACGCCACAAGGCAAAGGAACACACAGAUUUGUAGUUGAUUGUUAGUUUUAAUUACAUAUUAACUUAAAUAUACAAAAUAAGCUUAA
Molecule: messenger RNA, 1216 nt
Organism: Drosophila innubila
Lineage: Eukaryota; Metazoa; Arthropoda; Insecta; Diptera; Drosophilidae
Product: mitochondrial ribosome-associated GTPase 2
Exons: 2
Coding region: 37-1164 (375 amino acids)
Cellular component (GO): mitochondrion
Molecular function (GO): magnesium ion binding; GTPase activity; GTP binding
Source: RefSeq, a predicted model, not a curated record